AUGGUUGUUGUUGACUCUAAUGAUAACACCAAAUUGAGUGUCGCCGUUCCUAAUAAAUGGGCUCACCUAUCUUCGUUUGCGCCGACUGUUACUGCAGAUAUUAAAAGCUACAUAGAAAAGCGUGCAAACAUAGGUCACAGUGGUGUCAAUCAGUUAGGUGGUGUAUUCGUGGGAGGACGGCCGCUUCCCGAUUCAACACGUCAGAAAAUCGUGGAGUUAGCUCAUUCUGGUGCUCGGCCAUGUGACAUAUCACGAAUAUUGCAAGUUUCAAACGGAUGCGUCAGCAAAAUUUUGGGGAGAUACUACGAAACUGGUAGCAUUCGACCUCGUGCCAUUGGCGGCUCAAAGCCACGCGUUGCCACUGCGGAGGUUGUAAGUAAGAUUUCACUAUACAAACGUGAAUGUCCCAGCAUUUUUGCGUGGGAGAUACGCGACCGAUUGCUGCAGGAAGGAAUCUGUACUAACGACAACAUACCCAGUGUUUCCUCUAUCAACAGAGUGUUACGCAACCUGGCUGCCCAAAAGGAACAACAGCAGCAGCAUAGCUCGCUUUUAACAAAUGGCAGCAAUAGUAAUGGUGGCAGUGCAAGUAGUGUCACUGGCAACCCGAAUGCAUCCAACUCCACCAGAAGUAUCGGUAACGGCUCUGGCGGAGGUUCUAGUAGGAGCAGCGGUGAUAUGCUACAGACCACCAACACGCCGCUGAACUCUGAUGGCAGUGUUGGUAGCAGUGCAGGAGGAGGAGGUGAUGAUGGUGGUACGAAUGGGAUAUCUGAUGGAAUUGGCGCUGCUACAGACUCCACGGAUACUGUUUAUGAUAAGUUACGCCUAUUAAAUGGAUACCAUCAACAUGGCAGCAUCGGUGUGAAUUCAUCGUUUCCACCACCAUCGGGCGCACUGACACCAGCAACAUCUCAUCAGCAUCAUCAUCACCUGGAACCUCACUCGCACCCACAGACUCAUCCGCAUAUGCACGUUUCGACCGCCUCUCUGCCACCUCAUAAUACUCAUCACCAUCCUCAUCUUGCUAUCUCGAAUCAAAGCUGGCCGCCACGACACUAUUCUACCUCAUGGUAUUCGCCUCCACUAAAUAGUGAUGCUGGCGCUGUUAGUGGUGCAGGAGCAGCCUCGAGUGGAGUGAACAGAGCCAGUAGUAGCGGCAUUUCAUCACCUACCGAUAUUGUGACUUCAGCUUUUGCGUCAGGUGUAUUGCCCCUUAGUCCGCAUGGAAGCGGGGGUGGUACUGCUAGCGGCCACGGUGGUAGUGAGAGCACAGGCAACUUGUCCUCCGCGCAAACCACCAGCUGCGCAAUAAGCGAAGAAAUAAUUCUGAAGAAGGAUGAGACAAUGGACAAGCAUGUGCGUCGCGACAUUCUUAAAGAAAAUUUAAGUCCUAGUGUGAAAAAACUGGGUCUUAAUGGAACAACUUGGCAAUUUCAACAAGAUAAUGACCUAAAACAUUCAUCUUAUCUUGUGCAGGAGAGCCGUUUUUCGCGUUGUGAUAAACUUAACGGAGACAUUGAAGAGACACAUGUGGAGAAGGUUUGUGACUAUCCCAGCAAGAAGAGUGGCGGUCACGUUACCCUUCACGUAACCGCCACGCGUGGCCGUUAA
This is a messenger RNA of Anastrepha obliqua, 1614 nucleotides long. Its product is annotated as paired box protein Pax-6-like. Gene Ontology annotation, molecular function: DNA-binding transcription factor activity, RNA polymerase II-specific; RNA polymerase II cis-regulatory region sequence-specific DNA binding. NCBI's taxonomy places the organism in Eukaryota, Metazoa, Arthropoda, Insecta, Diptera, Tephritidae. Bases 1 to 1614 code for a protein of 537 amino acids. The record is from RefSeq and is a predicted model, not a curated record. Gene Ontology annotation, biological process: regulation of transcription by RNA polymerase II; anatomical structure development. The transcript has 6 exons.